CUGUGCUCCAGCGACAUCCAAAUUUCCAACUCCAUUUUCAGGUUCGAGGUUCCCCUUCCACUUCCGCUUCCCGCUGCUUCGCUUCCCUUCUCACCUAAAUCAGUUCUCCCCUUCACCUCCCCAACGGUGUGUCCCGUCUCCUCUUUCCACCACCACCUCCUUCCCCCCAUCCCACUUCCAUUGCUGCUUAUCCAUUCGUCGCCUUUUUCCAUUUGCAACUCUACCUUGCCUUAUAUCCGCGCGUCGGACUCUCGGACAAACACACUCAUCUAGCAUUUACUCUCUUAGGCCUGCCAUCUGUCAUCAUCGACCGCGACCGCGAAUCGCGCACGGCAAUCGAUUCUCACCAUGUCUCGCAACGGCACCACUCUCUACGUGACCGGGUUCAGCCACGGCACCCGCGCACGCGACCUAGCCUACGAGUUCGAGCGCUACGGUCGUCUUGUGCGCUGCGAUAUUCCUGCUCCCCGCAGUGCCAGCAGCAGACUUUUCGCUUUCGUUGAGUACGAGGACCGUCGGGAUGCCGAUGACGCGUACCAUGAUAUGCACAACAAGCGCAUUGGCCGCGAUGACAUUCUGAAGAUCGAGUGGGCUCGCACUCCUCCCUCCGCUUCUUGGCGCUUUGACCGCAGCGAUCGUGAGCGUGGUCCUCGUGGCCGCGACCGCUCCCCCCGUCGCCGCUCUCCUAGCCCCAGGCGCAGCACCAGAGAUUACUCCCCUAGGAAGGAUGAUCGUCGUGACCGCGACCGCGACCGUGACUACGACCGUGAUCGCCGCGAUACUCGUGACCGCUCUCGCAGCCCUGAGCGUGAGCGUGAGCGCGAUGUUAAGGACGACCGCGACCGCGAGGACCGUGAUCGUCGCGAGAACGGCACCAACGGUGACGACAGAAAGGGUACGUACACCCUUUGAGCGAGCAACCCCCGUGCACGACCAUGAUCUGACGACCUAUCCCUCUGCAGCCAUCGAUAGCCCCGAAAGGCCUGCCCACGACGACCUCGAUGUUGCCGAGUAAACAGAUCACCCCACUCGCGGCGCGGGGUCCCUCCGGUUUGGGCGCCAGUCACCCAAGCCCCGCCUGCUGUGUUGGCAUGUUCUGCAUUUGGCGUGCUGGUUAUA
Messenger RNA from Neurospora tetraspora, 1119 nucleotides. RefSeq names its product RNA-binding domain-containing protein. Gene Ontology annotation, cellular component: precatalytic spliceosome; U2-type prespliceosome; U1 snRNP. Gene Ontology annotation, biological process: mRNA splicing, via spliceosome. Lineage: Eukaryota; Fungi; Ascomycota; Sordariomycetes; Sordariales; Sordariaceae. The transcript has 6 exons. The record is from RefSeq and is a predicted model, not a curated record. Gene Ontology annotation, molecular function: U1 snRNA binding; mRNA binding. Bases 349 to 912 code for a protein of 187 amino acids.